This is a messenger RNA of Enhydra lutris kenyoni (northern sea otter), 1887 nucleotides long. RefSeq names its product tumor necrosis factor receptor superfamily member 1A-like. Lineage: Eukaryota; Metazoa; Chordata; Mammalia; Carnivora; Mustelidae. Gene Ontology annotation, cellular component: plasma membrane; cell surface. Gene Ontology annotation, molecular function: protein binding. The record is from RefSeq and is a predicted model, not a curated record. Gene Ontology annotation, biological process: positive regulation of apoptotic process; TRAIL-activated apoptotic signaling pathway. The transcript is spliced from 11 exons. The coding region runs from base 1 to 1302 and encodes 433 amino acids.
AUGGGAGCGCUCCGCGGGGCCGUGCGCGCGCUGCCGGCUCCGCACCCGUCGGUGUCGUGUCUGGUCGUCCUGUGGGUGUCUGUCGGAGCCGCGGUGCCCCUGCUGGGCGGUGAGCCUGACUGCGGCCUGGACAAGUACAAGCCGGACGGUCUCGAGUGGUGUUGCAAGAAGUGUCCCGCUGGCUCUCACGUCAGCAGACACUGUGGUGCAAACCAUGGUGUUCCGCUGUGUAGCCAGUGUGAACCCGGAACCUUCCUCGCCUACCAAAACGGGCAGACCAGCUGCCAACCGUGCACUACAUGUCGAGCAGACCAGGAGGUGGUGGCAGCCUGCACACAGACCAGCGACCAGCAGUGUCAGUGCAAGACGGGGAGCUUCUACUGCGACUCACUGAACUGCGUGGAGAAUUGCCUCCGGUGUCGCAGAUGUGCUGGUGCUGUCAUUCGGCCCUGCAAUGCCACACAUGAUACGGUCUGUGACUCGGACGCUGGGGCAGACACACCAGGGAAACAAACACCCAAGGAUGUGUCCGUCCAUGGGUUCAAAAUAGUCAUUGUCGUCCUCGGGAUCUUUCUCUGCAUCAUCAUCACCAUCGUCCUCUUCUACGUCUUCCUUUACUGCCGUAAGAGGAAAGGUUUGUGGCCUCGGUGGUGCUUCAUCAGCUUCUGGAGAGGAAGGGCAGGCGGGCCGGACAGCACUACUUGCCCUCGGCACAGUGAGUCUCUGGUGCCCUUGAAUUCUGAGAACGAGCAGCCAGCCGCUGACAUGGAAGCGUCCUCGCCAGGGGCCAGGCUGGAGAACGAGGGCUUAGCCUCGACGCCCACGGCCGCGCCCCGCCCAGCGCCCUCCGAGGAGCCGAUGCAGGGGGCAGUCGGGGGGAGCCCCGCGAUGCCACAGCAAGCGCUCCAGAGUGCAGACCCGAUGGCCCCUGGGGCCCCCUCCCUCAGGACCCUGGAGCAGGAAUAUGAAGCUAAGUAUUUUGUGAGGGACCUGUCCCGUGAAGCCCGGAUCUACUAUAAGUUUGAAAGAAGCAUCUCUGAUAAAGACUGGAAACCAUUCAUGAGGUUCCUCGGACUAGAGGACAGUGACAUCGACAACUGUGAGAGCCAGUACCCCAGCGACGUGAUGGAGCAGCACCACCAGAUGCUGCGUGUGUGGAGGAACGGCACGGGGAAGGGCGCCUCUGUGUUCAGCCUGCUCGCGGCGCUCCAUAAGAUGCAACUGCGGAUGUAUUUGGAAAAUAUCAUAAACUGGUUACUCGACGAAGGACUCUUGGGCAGACGUGCGGAGACCUCUGAUUAAACUUCGGGCUCGGGUUAUGCCUGUAACCGGGAUCCUGAAUGGGUGUGAUCUGACCUCCGUUCCCAGUUUGUAUCUUACUGGAAACUUCUUGAGUUCGUGACGGAACGGUCCGCACUUUCUAGUAGAUUGUUUGCAAUGGGGAGGUCAGGUCUGUAUCCCAGCGAGAGUGCUUCCUGUCUGACAAGACUAGCUGUGGGGACUGCCUGUGGCUGAGGUGCUGGAUUUGCGCAGGGUCUGAUGGUUCAGCGAGUCCUGAGCUGGGUGGCCGGGGAGCCACGGACGGCACCCUCCGUCUGCAGCCCUUUCCCCAGACACUGGGGCUAGAGUUUUCUGCCCUGAUCAGCUCUUGGGUCUCAGAUCUGGGAUGUCCCUGUGACCUAGAAGGUGGUGUGAGUGUGACUGAGGUUCCUCAGUAUAAGCCUGAGUAUUAGCAACUCAGUGACAGGCAUCCUCUACGUAGUUGUUGGGGGUUUUAUUUCUAAGUAUGUAUGGUUAGAUUCAAUUAUAAAAAUCAUGGUUUGACCUUACGGUGUAUAUAGCAGAAGUAGUGGUAAUGUUUAUAGCAUUAAAUUGUUUUGUGUAUUU